This is a messenger RNA of Pichia kudriavzevii, 594 nucleotides long. RefSeq lists its product as uncharacterized. Gene Ontology annotation, cellular component: Golgi membrane. Gene Ontology annotation, biological process: vesicle-mediated transport; protein secretion. NCBI's taxonomy places the organism in Eukaryota, Fungi, Ascomycota, Pichiomycetes, Pichiales, Pichiaceae. The coding region runs from base 1 to 594 and encodes 197 amino acids. The transcript has a single exon. The record is from RefSeq and is a predicted model, not a curated record.
AUGUCGGAACCUGCCGCUGUCCCUCAAGAUUCAAUCGCUCGGACGAUGUAUCAAAGACUACUUGAAUCGUCCCAUCCAAUUGCACUCUUAUCGUUCCUUACUUUUCGAUUAUUACCUAUUUUCAUAUACCUUUUCGGUAUGUUGUUCACUUCAAACUACAUCUUAUACUUCAUCACCAUAAUCUUGUUAGUAUCUGCAGAUUUCUGGAAUGUGAAAAACAUAGCCGGCAGGCUAUUAGUUGGCUUGCGUUGGUGGAACGAAACUAAUGAGCUGGGACAAACUAUUUGGGUUUUCGAAACUGCAGACCCGAAUAGAUAUAUUAAUCCGAUCGACAGCAAAGUUUUUUGGUUAAUGAUGUACAUCACGCCAAUAGCAUGGGUCUUGUUUGCAAUUAUGUCAGUUUUGAAACUUCAUUUAAUUUCACUUAUUUUAAUAAUCAUUGCAAUUUCGUUGUCAAUUACAAACACAAUGGCCUAUAACAAAUGUGACAAAUUCGGUAAGGCAAAUAAUAUAGCUAACGAUGUGAUGUCAUCGUUUUCAAUUCCAUUUUUGAGUAAACUAAACCCAUUCGGUAGGCUUUUUGGAUCAAACUAA